This is a messenger RNA of Drosophila ficusphila, 4724 nucleotides long. Its product is annotated as F-BAR domain only protein 2. Gene Ontology annotation, biological process: clathrin coat assembly; clathrin-dependent endocytosis. The transcript has 13 exons. Gene Ontology annotation, cellular component: cytoplasm; plasma membrane; clathrin-coated pit. NCBI's taxonomy places the organism in Eukaryota, Metazoa, Arthropoda, Insecta, Diptera, Drosophilidae. The record is from RefSeq and is a predicted model, not a curated record. Bases 392 to 4069 code for a protein of 1225 amino acids.
CUUCGCUCAGUGCUAAUGAAAAAUCGAAUUUUUUCUCAAAUCGGCUGAAGUUUAAACGGGCCAAGAAUCACAGAAGUUACACUCAAGCGGUUACACAACAUGCUAUAAGUAAAUUACCCACGUAGACAACACUGAGUUUAUAGAAGAUAGUUGCCAGAUCCCAUGCUUGCUGAGGACGAAACUGAAACUGAUGAUGAGGAUUCUUUCCCACACAGAAAGUAGCAUCGAAAGGAUCGAACUACUGUGCUACUCGAGAAGCCUCGGGGGCAUCUAGAGAAGUCAAGUCAAUUAGAACGCCAGAAAGCCUUUUACAUUAAUUAAGAGAGGAGAAGGAAAUUAUUGUAAGAUUUACCUAUCCAGCUAUUGGAGUAUUCAGAACAUAAGCAUUAAAAUGACGGUGGAUUUUAACGACUAUUUUUGGGGCGAGAAAAACAAUGGUUAUGAUGUCUUGUACCACAACAUGAAGUUUGGCCUGGUGGCCAGCAAGGAGUUGUCAGAGUUUCUGCGCGAAAAGUCCAACAUUGAGGAGCAGAACUCGAAGAUGAUGUCCAAGCUGGCCCACAAGGCGGGUACACUGAAUAGUACAUUCGCCCCGGUUUGGACUAUUUUGCGAACCUCGGCGGAGAAACUCUCGACCCUUCACCUGCAGAUGGUGCAAAAGCUGACCGAGCUGGUCAAGGAUGUGGCCAAAUACGCCGACGAGCUGCACAAGAAGCACAAGUCUGUCAAGGAGGAGGAGUCGCAGACCCUCGAGUGUGUUCAGGCCAUCCAAACGUCGACGGUGGCAGUGCAGAAGUUGCGCGAUCUCUACGCUAGCAAGGUGCAGGAGUUGGAAAAGUUGCGCAAGGACAACGGCUCCCAUAAGGAUGCCGAGAAGCUAGAGAGCAAGCUGAAAAAACUGCAGGAGGAGUACAAGGCCUUGUUGGACAAACACAAUCCCAUUAAGAACGAGUUCGAGAGGCGCAUGACUCAGACCUGCAAGCGCUUUCAAGAGAUUGAGGAGGUGCAUCUGCGCCAAAUGAAGGAGUUCCUUUCUACCUAUUUAGAAAUGCUGCAGAACAAUCACGACAUGGUGGGUCAAGUACAUUCCGAUUUUAAAAGGCAGUUUGUCGACAUGUCAGUGGACAAACUCUUGGAACAGUUUGUGCUCAACAAGUACACGGGUCUGGAGAAACCAGAAAUGCCUGAGCUGGAGUAUGUGGCCUUGUCGAGUGGCUCUCGGCUCCAAACGCCUCAGGUCUCUGGUGGCGCAUUCAACACGAACUCGGCGAGCAGCAUUCAGGCAGCUCUGCGGGCUGGAAAUGCGGCGACCUCAGCCUCGGGCAGUGUGGUGUCCAUGGAUCAGCGGGGCGAUGCCUUGGCGGCGAUCUCUGUGGGCAGCGGAAGUGCGGCCAGCGGCAGUAUUCCCUAUGCCGAGGAUCCGAUACUGGGAACCAUGGGCUCGCCACGUCCCACAUCGCCAGACAUGCUGGCCGGGGCAAAUGCCGCGGCGGGUCAGCCGGGUGGUGGAACCACGUCCACGGUGAAGAGCCUGCGCUCCUGGUUUUUGCCCACCGCCAAACAACAACAACAGCCGACAGCGAGCGCGGGAAAUUUCGGUAUGAGCGGAAGCACCACCACCAACAAUACCACCAUCACGACAGCAACAACAACAAGCAACAGUAGCAACAACUUGAACACCAACAACACAACAGCAACAACAACAACAACAACUGGCACGAAUAAUCUCACCACCAAUGUCACCAAAAAUUCCCCCAAUUCAGAGGAUACUAGCAAUCAAGAUCAGGCAGCACAGCAGCAUCCGGCAGAGGCCCUAACACCAACCGCAAGUGCCACUGCAAUUGCAACGAGUGCGAGUGCGACUGGCAAAAAGCAAUUGAACGCAACGACAAGCGAGCAUCAGCUAUCGAAAUCAUUAAAUGAGCAAGAUCAUCUACAACAGACUGCAGCGGCCACGGCAGCAACAUCUGCGGCAGCAACCACCGCCACAACGACAACGUCCAGACGUGCAACGUCACUUUUAAAUAUAUUCACAUCAAACUCUCAGGUCUCUGGCAUUUUACGAAGUCGCCGCGAUAAGACGAAAACCAAAAAGGCUAAGAAAAAGAAAGACAACGAGGCCGCCGAGCACAUUCAAGAGGAACGACUUAAUAGUGUGGAGCGAGCCAACAACACGCUGCUGGACUAUGACGAUCAUGGGCGCAGCAUGAAGACGCAGAACUCCAGUGGUAGCAGUGCAGGAGGUGGCUUGGCCGCCUUGUCGGCCACUUCGGCACAGGGCAGCGUGGAUUCAGCCGGUGCCAGUAGCAUGGGUGGCAGCGGAGGAGCCGCCGGUGCCAGUGGCAGUUUGCCCAAUGCAGGUGUGCUCACCAACUCGGCUCCAGCCACAGCUCCGAACACCUCUAGUGGCACUGGAACGGGCUAUGAGGUGGACGAGGAGGGAUUCAGCAUACAGCCGGCCAAGGAAAUUGCUUGGGAGGAAGGCCAGGAUAAAUCUGGCAGUUUCUACUCCGACUCGGAUACGGAUUCAGAUAACGACAAGCAGGAGCGCCGGAUCCAUGUGAGCAUCAAGCCGCUGAAGAACGGCCAAGCGCCAAUGUCGGCCAGCGUGGACGAGCUGCGUGCCACUGUGGAGAACAUUUCACUUUCACCAACUGGCGUAUUUUCACAUCACAGCCAGCAGUUGCAGGCAGCCAGAGGAGCCCCGGCGUCGCGUCAGCAAUCCCCAGAGAUAUCGAACGCAUCCACGCCCACGGCGAGUGUGCAUCCUUAUGCUCCGCUGCAGAGCCCCACGCUGUCCAACAAUAACAACGCCAACAAUACGAAUAAUAGUCGAUAUGCGGAUCUGGGGGACAUCUUUUCGGAGCUGGGAGACAUGAGCAUGUCGGCGCCCUCGUCGGCGACAUUGGGCAAACCGCCCGGAAGACAGAUACCAACGCCGACAUCGGCGUCCACUGGUGGAAGUAUAGCCAUACCGCGUCCGCCAUCCCGGCGCUCGGAUAUGAUAGCCAUUGGACCGGCGGCAACAGCGGGAACAGCGCCGGGACGCGGACGAAUGUCUCCAGCACCAGUGACGGCAAUGAAUCGAGCCGAGAGCAUCGGCAGCCUGGAGUUCCGCACGGCCAUCGGGGGAGUGGGCUCCUCGCGAGGUCCCUCGCCUUUAACUAUCGGUAUUUCGGACACCAUACCGCUGGCGGUCGCAUUCCACGAGAUCAUACACGCUUAUUUCCGGGGCAGUGACGAGUCGCGCUGCCAGGUGAAGGUGUCCGGUGAUAUGAUGCUAUCAUUCCCAGCCGGCAUUGCCGGCCUGUUAGCCAAUAAUCCAAAUCCAGCCAAGCUGGGUUUUCGCAUUAAGCACGUUCAGAAUCUGGAGAACCUGGUGCCCAACGGAAAGCUGGUGCAAAUAGAUCGUCAGCAGUCCAGCACUGUUAGCACUAUGCUGGAGUUCAACAUGGGUGCUUUGACGGCCCUCCUGCGAAGACAGGCGGAUAAUAACCCGACAGCCUCCUACUUCAACGUGGACAUACUCAAAUAUCAGGUGCGCACCAAGCCGGGAGCCAGCUCGUGUCCCUUCCAGCUGGUUAGCUACUGGAAGUGCGAGUCCAGCUACACAGCCCUCAAAGUGGACUACAAGUACAAUAACCAUGCCAUGGCCAAUGCCUCGCCUCUGCUGAAUGUCACGCUCUCGGUGCCCGUCAACGGAUCUGUGCGCAAUGUGCAGUCCAAGCCGCAUUCCGCAUGGUUGGGUGAAUCGAAUCGCUUGGUGUGGAACUUUACGGACAUCUCGCAGAACUCUCAGGACGGCGGAGUGGGCACUUUGCGUGCUCGCCUGGAGCUCAACGAUGGUCCUUCAACACCGGCGCUCCUAGCCACUCAGUUCAACUGCGAGGGCACCACACUUUCGGGCAUCGAAUUCGAGCUCCAGGGUAGCGGCUAUCGCUUAUCGUUGGUCAAACGGAGAUUCGUUUCCGGAAAAUAUGUGUGCGAGGGCGAUGGUAUCCGUAGUGGUGCCACACCGACUCCUCCAUCAGUGGGUUCUACCAGUCCGUAUUCGGCGAAGUCAAAUUAGUUGCUCCGCUUAUUCGAUAGACGGCAAGUGUGGGAACGGAAAAUGGCAAUAUGGCAAUAGGCUCGUGAAAAACUAGAAAAAUUUUUGUAACUAAUCGUAAAUAUGAGACAAACACACAUACAUCUAAAACAUAUUUAAUUAGGCACAGGAAUAGCGAGCAUAAGUUCUCUCUGAGCUUUUUAUUAUCAAUCCUAUCUUCAUUUCAAAUUUUGGUAAAGUUGAGCGGAAUUGCAAAUUUAUACAAAUUGAAGAAAUCAACUAUUCGAAGACGAAAUGUUUUAAAAUCUAUAAAUUCGAAUAAUUGAAUUUUUGCAUUCCACGAAAUGGAAUCGAAACGGUGUUGAAAAUAGGACCUAUUAUGUAUUUUUGUACACUAAAUUUCUGUUUUUCACGCGAAAUGUUGAAUCUGCCUGCUGGGUGUCCGAAAAUGGUUUUCGGCUCUGCGAAAUCUGGAUGUAUUAUUUGUUAUAUAUACGUACCCGAGUAUAUAUUAUUAAAUUGUAUUUAUUAUGUUUAACUGAAUAUAAUGUAAACGAACGAUAUUGUAUGUAGCUAUGUAGAUAUCUAAAAAAUCCACACACCGAACGUUGAUUUUAUGUUCGUUUUUGUACACACAACCAAAUCCAAAUGUAUUAAAUGUAAGAUACAAAACCUG